Durio zibethinus is the source of this 1201-nucleotide messenger RNA. RefSeq lists its product as uncharacterized. The record is from RefSeq and is a predicted model, not a curated record. NCBI's taxonomy places the organism in Eukaryota, Viridiplantae, Streptophyta, Magnoliopsida, Malvales, Malvaceae.
AUAAAUUUUAAACUCCAAUACUACAUAGAAGACAGAGAAUCCGAAAAAGCGAAAACUCUUCUAAAGGCACAGUUGAGAAAAUAAAGAAUUCACGAGAAAAAAUGGAAGAAUCACCGUCAGCUGCAGCAGGAGAUCAGAGAGAUGAAUCAACGGAACAGGAAGUUACGAUCAGGGAACGGGAUAUGGAUCAAACGUCCACGUGUCCAGAAACUGAAACGGAAGACUGUGGACUCGACGGUAGCGAAUCGAAACUGCCGUUGAACAAAAGCGACAUCUUGAAAGCAAUAGAGGUAGUUGAGAGAGACUCUCUGGCUAUCGCCGACAGCUUCUCUUCUCUCUUUACUUCGCUUCGUUUGGCUCUUUCUGAGGUUACUAGCGGCUCAGUUGAUCAUAUGCGUUGCUUUGGUGAUGCUGCGGGGCGCCUUCAAGAAUCUGCACUUGAUGCGGCAACAAAGGGAAAUCGGUAUAUAAAUUCAUGUCUCAGAUUAAAUGAGGAAAUGAGGGGCAUUGACAGUCUAGCUACACAGCUAAAAAUUCUGAGAAGGAAUGUAGAUGCCCUAGACACGGCUGUAAACAAGCUCGUACGACUUCCAUGACUCAUGAGGAUGAAGUGCUUAACUUAAGAAAUCAAUGGUUUUCGUACUAUGCGUCUGUAUAGACCUGUUUUUUUCUCUGAAAUAUUGGAGUGCUUAAUCUUAGUAAAAUUCUGUUUCAAACUGAAAAAACUCAAUUGUAGCGGUAUAUUUGCUUGUCAGAAGUAAAGCACAAACUAGUCCAGAAAAUUUACAUUUUUCUGGCUGGAGAGUGAUGAUAUCAAUUUGAGGAAAUUUUCUGCACUAGAGCUCUGGAUAACAGGUUUAAUGGACAUAAUCCUUGUGGUCAGGUAACAAAAAUGGGCUGUCUGUUGAAUCAAAAAAAAAAGGGGGGGGGGGGGGGCAGUCUGACUGGCUCGCUGGCUCCCCUUUUGUCUUUGAAGGCUAGGUGGUUGAUUUUAAACUUGAAGAGCAAAGUUCGAGGGCUAGUAAGGGAAUGAAAGCAAAAAAAUUUGGGCUUUCUGGAUUGUUUAGUGUAACCUGGUUCACCUUGAUACAGUGGACUGCCUUUUCUAGUUUUGCGUCUGUCAAUGCCUUGGGCCUGCUGGGUUUAGGACUUGUGAAAAACAAAAAAAAUAGCCUGCAUGUCUUUGAUGCUUAAUCUUUGA